Rotaria socialis is the source of this 1254-nucleotide messenger RNA. Lineage: Eukaryota; Metazoa; Rotifera; Eurotatoria; Philodinida; Philodinidae. The record is from the annotation of a GenBank genome assembly.
AUGGCAAAGCAAAAUACGAAUAUCGGUAGCGAAAUGAACGAGACAUUUGAAAAAAUGCAUUUACGACUUGAUCAACGUUUUCAACAACUAAAUCGACAAGUUAAUAUUCAUUCAACUUCACUGCUUCAUUCUCGUAAAAAUAGUGGAACUCCGCUUGUUUUUUCUCCAAUCCAUCAAAGACGACUCGAAGAAGCCAUCAAUAAUUUUGGACGUUUAACAAUAUCAACAUCUCUGAACAACAUUCAACGUUUGACUAAUUCGACGUCAAUGCUACAUGGCGUGUGCAGUACUUCAACAUUACAUCAGCAACCUAUGAGGAAAACAACAGUCAAAGCACCGACAAAAAUCGAAGACAACAACAAUAGCAAUAGUAACGAUAAUUAUCAAACUAUUGGAAAACGUGGACGACAAAAAGGACAAUUUAGUAAUCCCCAAGAUGUAUUAAUUACUACAAAUCCUGCUCGAACGAUUCUUGUAUCCGAUACAAUCAAUCAGAAUGUACAACUUUUUUCAUUAGAUACUGGUUUAUGUACGGGCUCAUUUUUAUCACCCGUGAAUUCGAAGCACAAUGCACUUCGUCGUCCUAUCGGCUUGUCGAAUUCAUUGAACAAUAGCUCAACAUGCUUCGUAGCUGAUUAUGAUCAACAUUUGAUUAGUAGUUGGACUAUAGACGAAAAUGGAAAUGGAAGAUUAUUAAAGAAAUUCGGUCAACAAUCGCUUAUAGGUCCCAAAGGACUCUGUAUAUCUAAUCAAUCACAAUCUAUUGUGGUAGCUGAUAAUAAAGCAAAUAGUAUAUGUCUAUUCAAUUCAUCUGGCGUACUUUCACAUCGUUUUGGAACACGUGGAUCUGAACUACAUGAACUUGCUGGUCCACAUUAUGUUAAAUUCGCUGAACAAGAUAAUGACCGAAAUAUAAUUGUAACAGAUUUCUAUAAUAAUUGUGUAAAAAUAUUUGAUAUUGAACGUCAUGGACAGUUCGUAACAAGUUUCGGUUCAGUAGGAACGAAAAAUGGUUUAUUUCAAGCUCCAACUGGUUUAGCUAUUGAUUAUGAACGAGGUUAUAUAUUUGUGUCGGAUUGGGGUAAUAAUCGUAUUCAAGUAUUCGAUCGUCAAGGUUCCUUUAUACGUAUUAUUGAACUGUCAACAGCCGAUUUGCUCUACGGACCGCAAGGACUUGAUUAUGAACCAAGUACGCGUACGCUAGCCAUUGCUAAUGCAGGCCAACAUUGCGCAAUUUUGGUUAAUAUUGUUUGA